Messenger RNA from Xiphophorus hellerii (green swordtail), 2333 nucleotides. It is a transcript of the gene ears2, whose product is annotated as glutamyl-tRNA synthetase 2, mitochondrial. Gene Ontology annotation, biological process: glutamyl-tRNA aminoacylation. Gene Ontology annotation, molecular function: tRNA binding; ATP binding; glutamate-tRNA ligase activity. Gene Ontology annotation, cellular component: mitochondrion. The record is from RefSeq and is a predicted model, not a curated record. Bases 154 to 1785 code for a protein of 543 amino acids. Lineage: Eukaryota; Metazoa; Chordata; Actinopteri; Cyprinodontiformes; Poeciliidae. The transcript has 10 exons.
GUCGUAUUACGCACACGAAGAAGAAGUCACGUUUGACCCAAACAUUGACAGAAAGUAGAAGCCAAAUGGGAGCUUCUGCUAAAAUGUGAUCAUGUUCUCUCUCGCAAUGUGUGUUUUUUGGUUGUUAGUUAGUAAUUAAACCGUGUUGCCGCCAUGUUGGUGUGGUUGAAGACCUGCAGACGGUGUUUUCUGCGGAGUCCUGUUCUUCAAAGAGGGUUUCAGUCUGUUACAGCAGUCAGACACAGACGGGCUGAGCCCCAGGUAAACUCAGCCGCUGUGUACCGAUGGUGCUCCACUGUUCAGGGCGAGGUGAGGGUCCGGUUCGCCCCCAGCCCCACAGGCUUUUUGCACCUUGGAGGUCUCAGAACCGCUCUCUACAAUUAUAUUUUUGCUAAGAAAUAUGGAGGCGAGUUCAUCCUGCGACUGGAGGACACGGAUCAGAGCAGGCUGGUUCCAGGAGCAGCAGAGUCCAUAGAGGACAUGUUGGAGUGGGCUGGUAUUCCACCAGAUGAGAGUCCUCGUCGGGGAGGGCCCCGGGGUCCAUACCUGCAGUCCCAAAGAUUAGACCUCUACAAUCAGACUGCCAGGAAGCUUGUAGAGAGUGGUCAUGGCUACUACUGCUUCUGCAGCCCCCAGAGGCUGGAGCUGCUGAAAAAAGAGGCUCUAAGGGCCGGCCAGACACCACGCUACGACAACAGAUGCCGUCACCUGCGAGCGGACCAGGUCCAGGAGAAGCUGGCUCAGGGAGCUCCGCAUGUGGUCAGGUUUCGACUGGAAGCCGGCGUCGAGCCUUUCCAGGACCUGAUCUUCGGGUGGAACCGCCACGAGGUGGCCCAGGUGGAGGGCGAUCCAGUUGUGAUUAAAGCAGAUGGCUUCCCCACCUACCACCUGGCCAACAUCGUAGACGAUCAUUACAUGAAGAUCAGCCACGUUCUGCGAGGAUCCGAGUGGCUCAUCUCGACCUCCAAGCAUCUCCUCAUGUACCGCGCACUGGGAUGGACACCGCCCACCUUCGGACAUCUGCCGCUUCUGAUGAAUAGUGACGGCAGCAAGCUGUCCAAGAGGCAGGGGGACAUAUUCAUUGAAAACUUCUAUAGGGAUGGGGUUCUCCCUGAGGCUCUGCUGGAUAUCACAACCAACUGUGGAUCUGGAUUUACCUCCAAUCGAAUGGGACGGAGGUUAGAGGAACUGAUUUCUGAGUUUAAUCCUUCAAAGAUCACAACUCACUCUGCUUUGUUAGACCUGGAGAAGCUGCCAGAGUUCAACAGAAUUCAUCUGCAGCAGCAAAUUGAAGAUGAGCAGAAGUGUUGUGUGCUUAUAAAAGAUCUACAGCAGCAAAUCCAGCAGGUUUACGCUGCAGAGAUCCAGGAUAAAGAAGUGCUUGAAGGAGAUUAUAUUAGACGUGUGCUACAUCUCCGUAAGGGUCACAUAACUUCCAUGAAGGAGCUUGUGAGCCCAACCUAUUCCUAUCUGUGGGUGCGCCCUUCCCUGUCCAUCCAGCAGGUGGCAGCACUGACCAAGGAGGCUUCUCAUAUUGCGUCGUUAGUUCUGAGGUUAAUAGAAGAGCAGGGAGAGGAGCUGUCAGUGGACCAACUAACCAAAGAUCUAAAGAGUUUGCCUAAGCAGACCAAAGCUACCAAGUACAGAGAGGUGAUGAAAAUGCUGCGCCUGGUUCUCAGCGGCCUGCAGCAAGGACCCAGUGUUGCUGAGAUGAUGGUAUCUCUGGGCCCCGCAGAGAUCAGACAUCGAUUCCAGAAGCUUCUGCUGCCUCCAGAUUCCUGUUAAAGAUGGUUCACAGAUAACGUCUUACUCAGCUGGCUAACUGUUCUGUAUGUUGAGAAAUACAAAACUUGCAUCAAACUUGAUUAUUCCGUCAAACUUGAAAGAGACUCAGCCGACUAAACAUUAUAAAUAUUUGUUUUUGUCAGGUGUCUUAUUUAUAUAUAUAUAUAUAUAUAUAUUUUUUUUUUUUUUCUAGAAAAAGACUAUGCACACCUGCAUGGGAAGUACCUUGGUGUUUUUUUAUGUAAAUGUUUUACUUCAGAAAAAUAACGUGUGUAUGCUCCACUGAUUCGAAAUGGAUGGAAUAAUUUGUUUUAAUUUGACAAUAUUAACAAGAAUAAUGACAAGCGGUUUUAUUGUGACUGUUUUCUGGCUUUUGAAGGCUACAUAAUGCAACAGUCUCUCGUCUUUUUUUAGAUGUUGCAUCAUAUUUAUUACCACAGAGGAACAGGAAGUUGUGAAUUACAGAUAAAGAAAAGGUUCACUGGCACUGUGAAAAACUUUGAAAAAGAGUAAAAUAAUAAAGAAAAUGCUUCAGUUGGAUUCAUUCU